GAUAACACCGAUGAUGUAAAACUCCAAAUUAAUUGUGAAAUUUUUCCAAUCGGCUUAAAUUAUGUUCUUAUCAGUUAUCAAUACUGCAGAGUGCAGUGCGUCUUCGAUUAAUACUGGCUACUGCUACAUAAGAGUUUUAUUUUUACAAUUUGCACAACACGCAUAAUAAUAUAUUAUCCGAUGAUUAUAAAUAUUGCAAGUCUGGUUUGAGGAAAAACACGUGACACGUAUGCCCUACCUAACGCGGUAAACAAUAUAGUUUAGGUUCUACUUUAAAUAUUUUCGUUUUUAAUCUGGUACUGUUCCAAAUAGUACAUAUAGCUGUUUUAUUCUUUUAAACAAAUAUCUAAUUUCUCCAACAUGGAAACACAUGAAGAAUUUUAUAAUACUCACCCGCCACCCCUAAAUUAUGAAAAUGAUAUUACUAAAGUUGAAAAUUUUGUGCGCUGCCACAAAAACGAAAAAAUUGUUUUAAUUACUUCUGGAGGGACAACUGUUCCAAUUGAACAAAAUACAGUUAGAUUUGUGGACAACUUCAGCGCAGGAACUCGAGGAUCCGCUUCUGCCGAGUAUUUUCUUGAUGCUGGAUAUGCAGUCAUAUUUAUAUAUAGAUCAAAAUCUUUGGAGCCAUUUGUUCGACAUUUUGUUAAUGAUUCGUUAUUGGAUAAACUCGAAAUUAAAAAUAACAAAUCAAUACAAGUUAAAGAAGAUAAAGUUGAAAAGUUGUUACCUUUGUUGAAGAAAUACAAAGAUGCCAAAGCGUCAAAUAAGUUCAUCUCCAUUCCUUUUACGACAUUAAUUGAUUAUAUGUGGUUGCUCAGAGGCAGUUGUAUGCUUUUAGAUAGUAAAUAUUGUUUAAUAUAUUUAGCGGCUGCGGUUUCAGAUUUUUAUAUACCCCCCAGUGAAAUGGCUGAACAUAAAUUACAGUCUAAAGAUGGUCCUCCAGUCAUGACUUUACAUUUAGUACCCAAAGUAAUGAAAGCUGUUACCCAUAAUUGGUCACGUCAAGCAUACAUCGUUUCAUUUAAAUUAGAGACUGACAGUAUGCUUCUAGAAACUAAAAGCAAGGAUGCACUUCAUAAAUAUAAGCAUCAAUUAGUUAUUGGAAAUUUGCUUCAUUCAAGAAAAUAUAAUGUCAAGUUGAUUUCUCCAAAUGAUAUUGAAGAUAUUUUAGUAACCGAUACAAAUAAAAAAAAUGGAAUUGAAAUUGAAAAAAUUAUUGUUAACAAAAUUAAAACAAAACACGAUGAGUUCAUAAAUAAUAUUUAACAUAUUAUCAAUUUAAAGACAUAAUGACAAAAUGUCUUUAGCUAUUUAUUCUAAAAAAAAUUGUUGGUAUUUUUCAUAGUAUUAUUAGUUUUGUGGUGCGUGUAAAAGAUAAUCUGUUU
Messenger RNA from Adelges cooleyi (spruce gall adelgid), 1388 nucleotides. RefSeq lists its product as uncharacterized. NCBI's taxonomy places the organism in Eukaryota, Metazoa, Arthropoda, Insecta, Hemiptera, Adelgidae. The transcript has 7 exons. Gene Ontology annotation, cellular component: cytoplasm; nucleus. The coding region runs from base 361 to 1269 and encodes 302 amino acids. Gene Ontology annotation, biological process: coenzyme A biosynthetic process. Gene Ontology annotation, molecular function: phosphopantothenate--cysteine ligase activity. The record is from RefSeq and is a predicted model, not a curated record.